AUGUUUGAUUAUAUGGAAUUUGAAGCUUUUGGUCCUGGAGAGAUCCUGGAUGUGUAUGUGUCCAGUCCUGCAGCGUGCAUGCUACAGGAGCAGGAACAGGAGCAGGAGCAGCAGGAUCUGGCUUCAUACUUCCCAGAGCUGAUCGACACGGACUGGCAAACUCACCGCUGUGCACAAUCGGCUUUUCUUCUUCGGUUUGUGUCAGGGUUGGAAACGGUGGAGGGCUUCUUCCGCCGCAGCGUGCAGAAAAACAUGGUGUACACCUGCCACCGGGACAGGAACUGCAUCAUCAACAAGAUCACCAGGAACCGCUGCCAGUACUGUCGGCUGCAGAGGUGCUUCGCCGUGGGGAUGUCCAAAGAGUCAGUGAGAAACGACAGAAACAGGAGGAAAGGGAAGAAGGAAGCGGUGAAGAUGACGAUCAUGGAGACGUACGAGCUGACGGCGGAGCUCGGCCUCAUCGUGGAGAAGAUCUGCAGAGCUCACAGAGACACCUUCCCCUCCCUCUGCCAGCUGGGAAAAUACACCACAAACUCCAGCUCAGACCACCGGAUCCAGCUGGAUCUCGGCUUGUGGGAUAAGUUCAGCGAGCUCGCCACCAAGUGCAUCAUCAAGGUGGUGGAGUUUGCCAAGCGAGUUCCUGGUUUCACCGGCCUGACCAUCGCAGACCAGAUCACUCUGCUCAAAGCCGCCUGCCUGGACAUCCUGAUCUUGAGGAUUUGCACUCGCUACACUCCCGCCCAGGACACCAUGACCUUCUCCGACGGGUUGACUCUGACCCGCACUCAGAUCCACAACGCCGGCUUUGGACCGCUGACAGAUCACGUUUUCACAUUUGCAGGACAGCUGCUGCCGCUGGAGAUGGACGACACGGAGAGCGGCCUGCUCAGCGCCAUCUGCCUCGUCUCUGGAGACCGUCAGGAUCUGGAGGAGCCGUCCAAGGUGGAGGUGCUGCAGGAGCCGCUGCUGGAGGCGCUGAAGAUCUACUCCCGCAAGCGACGGCCCAGCAUGCCCCUCAUGUUCCCCAAAGCCCUCAUGAAGAUCACUGACCUGCGCAGCAUCAGUGCUAAAGGAGCGGAGCGAGUGGUGACGUUGAAGAUGGAGAUCCCGGGCUCCAUGCCUCCUCUGAUCAAGGAGAUGUUGGAGGAUCUGCAGAACCUGGAGAAAAACCAGAGGAAAGACUCGGAGGAGGAGAACCCUCCGCCCCCCCCCCCUCCCUCCCUUCCUUCU
Scomber japonicus (chub mackerel) is the source of this 1230-nucleotide messenger RNA. RefSeq names its product retinoic acid receptor beta-like. Gene Ontology annotation, biological process: regulation of transcription by RNA polymerase II; cellular response to corticotropin-releasing hormone stimulus; retinoic acid receptor signaling pathway. Gene Ontology annotation, cellular component: nucleus; transcription regulator complex. The annotation marks the transcript as partial. Lineage: Eukaryota; Metazoa; Chordata; Actinopteri; Scombriformes; Scombridae. Gene Ontology annotation, molecular function: zinc ion binding; nuclear glucocorticoid receptor binding; RNA polymerase II cis-regulatory region sequence-specific DNA binding. The transcript is spliced from 9 exons. The record is from RefSeq and is a predicted model, not a curated record.